CACAUCAACACAGCUGCAGCUUUCCUGUGAAUCAACUACAUUUAUCUUGAAGAAGACUGACUAACAGUGAGAGGAAAGAACAGUGAGGCAGUAUAACAGUAGUAAUUACACACUGCAGCUGCUGCUCUCACUGACUGGAGAAGAAACUCUCAGACAAUAAUCAAACGAAAAUGCUUUCACUGAUGACGGCAAGCAAGACCACGUUUGUUGUGACCAAUGGGAUGACAUCUUUUGUGAUUGACAGAUACAAACAUAAUAUGGUAAAAUUGAAUCACGAUGGGGAAGGCAGAGAAAGGCACGCCAAAAGAUUUGGCCAACAAGAUGAAGGCCAAAGGUUUGCAGAAGCUUCGUUGGUAUUGCCAGAUGUGUGAGAAGCAGUGCCGUGAUGAAAAUGGCUUCAAAUGCCACACUAUGUCUGAAAGUCACCAACGCCAACUUCUUCUCUUUGCUGAAAAUCCUGAUAAGUACUUGGAUAGCUUUUCUCAGGAAUUUCUUGAUGGUUACACUAGCCUCCUUAAACGUAGAUUUGGCACAAAGCGUGUUCAUGCCAAUAAUGUCUAUCAAGAGUAUAUUCAUGACAGACAUCAUAUACACAUGAAUGCCACACAGUGGGAAACACUAACAGAUUUUGUCAAAUGGCUAGGGCGUGAAGGUCACUGUGUGGUAGACGAGACAGAGAAAGGUUGGUAUGUGGCUUACAUUGACCGAGACCCAGAGACAAUCAGGAGACAGGAGCAAAUGAGGCGAAGGGAAAAAUUUGAAAAAGACGAGGAAGAAAGAAUGCAAGAUUUUAUUAAUAAACAAAUUGAACUAGGACGUUCAAAGUUGAGUGAUGAUGGUGAAACUCAGUAUACAGAAUUACAACGUGAUGAAGGCGAGACCAUAGCACUCAACAUAAAGCUUGGAACAAGUAAAGCAGCUAAACCAAAAUUGGAAACUAAUAUUGUGCUGAAAGCACCUUCAACUAGCAAGAUAAAGACUCAAGACAAAAUAAAAAAGGAAGUUAAAAAACGAACUGCAUUAGAUGAUAUUAUGGAAGAAGAGAUGAAAGGGAAAAAACCAAAGGAAGAAAUUUAUUCUAAAAAGCAGCUUGACGGAAAGUCUCAGUUAAAGGAAGGUCCCUGGCUAGUAAAGAAUAUUGUAGUCAAAGUAAUUACAAAAGACUUAGGAUCCAAAUACUACAAACAAAAGGGGGUGGUGCGAGAAGUCAUUGACAAAUAUGCAGGUCUCGUGAAAUUGUUAGAGUGUGGAACCAAACUGAAACUAGACCAAGCACACCUGGAAACAGUAGUCCCAUCCAUAAACAGAAAGGUGCUAAUUGUGGGAGGGCGAUAUCAGGGACAAGAGGCAGUGCUUAAAAGCAUACAAGAGGCAGAGUUUAGUGCUACUUUAGAGUUAAAAGAUGGCAAAAUUGUAGAUGUACCAUAUGAACAGUUUAGUAAAAUGUAUACUUCUUGAUUAUAAAAAGUAUGAGCUAUUAACUGAUCAAGUGGAUGGUGCCUAAACUGGUUAUGUAGAUCAUGAUUAUCCAUUUGUAUUCAUAGCAUGUUUAUCCUUUUGUAUAGCAAUAAGGAGGUUUUUAGAAAACAAAAAGUUAUGAGUUGGAUUGCUGGAUUCCAUUCAUAGUAUUAAUCAUGAUACAAUGGCAAAUAGAAGAAUCAGAAAAAGAUUAUUUGGGAUUAUAAACCCAGAGGUUUAGCAAUCUAGCAUAGCCCAGUAAGACCACUUUGGCAAAUUCCCUUUGGGGUCUUUUGAUCUCUCCAGGAUGUGAAUCACAAUAGUGAGCUAACACCCAGAUACCUACUUAUUGCUAGGUGAACAGUAGUAUGUGUGAGGAAAAGUGCUCAAUGUUUCCACUUAUGCCAGGAUUGAACACAGGUCCUUCAGAUGUAAGAAACAAGCAUUGUAAUAGUAUACAGAUUGUAAGAAAUUAACAACAGAUAUUUAGAUCCAAGAUAAAUGAGUCCAAAUGAAAGGUUGUGAGAAGGACUUGUUGAUAAAUCCUAGCAUAAUGACAAUUUUUAUAUUUUCAUAGUACUGUGCCUUGCUAGUAGCAAGAAAGACAUUUUUGAUAAAAUCAUAUUUUUUAAUGUACUGUGCUGUGGUACAGUACAUAUCACCAAAAUACUUAUAUGGUUUUGUGCAGUUAAACUAUUAUAAGCAUAAUACAUAAUUAUUAUAACUAAAAAUUUCCUCAUCAAACAUUAAUUUUUGUCUGCAUGAGUGUCUUUAGCUGGUCAUGACUAAGUUGAAGAGAAUAUAUUGUCCUUCAUAAGGAAAAAUAUGAAAUAGUAUGGAAAAUCAACAGUAGACAAAAUAUAGCAAGAUCUUGCUAAAUUUAGAUUUAAGCUAUAAAAUUUAUUUAAUUUACAUUUGUAAAUUUUUAAAUAGGCAAUGCUGAUGAAUUUAUUAAAAAAUAUUUUAAAAGUGCUGUACUAGUAAUAAACAUUGUGAAUACAAUAGUUUAUAAUUACUUGUUUUAUUUAGAUUAAAUUGAAAAUAGUGGUCUAAAAACUUUACACGACUGUUAACCCAUGUAUCUAUGGUAAACACAACAGCAUGGCAAGAGAUGGGAGUAAACCUUGUGGCAGUCAAUGGGGACUUCUUAAAUAAUAUUCUUUGAUGUACUGUAUCUUAUUGGAGGAGGAUAGGAUGAUGAAGAGGGUAUAUAUAUCUGGAGUGAAAGGUAGAAGUCAUCGCAAGAACAUUUGGAGGGGGGGGGGGGAGGUAAGUAAAGGAGGCCUUGAGUUGCAGGGGCUUGAGCAUCCAGCAGGCUUGUGUGAGCAUGUUAGAUAGGAGUGAUUGGAGAUGUGUAGUUUUUAAAGGAUGUGCUGUUGGGGUAUGAGCAGGGUAACAUUUGUGAAGGGAUCCAGGGAAACUGGUUAACCUGACUCCAAGUCCUAGAGAGAUAAAGCACAGUGCCUGCAUUAUAAAAGGAUGAGGGGAAAAGAUUAGGAUGUUGCAGUUCCGAGGGUCACUUGAACUGUGAUGGCAGCAAAAUUCUGGUAAGACACCAAUGGAAUGAAUGAUGGUGAAUGUGUUUCUUCUGUUUUUAGGCCACCCUACCUUGGUGUAA
Molecule: messenger RNA, 3076 nt
Organism: Cherax quadricarinatus
Lineage: Eukaryota; Metazoa; Arthropoda; Malacostraca; Decapoda; Parastacidae
Gene: kin17
Product: kin17 DNA and RNA binding protein
Biological process (GO): DNA replication; DNA damage response
Cellular component (GO): nucleus
Molecular function (GO): double-stranded DNA binding
Source: RefSeq, a predicted model, not a curated record